Panicum virgatum (switchgrass) is the source of this 778-nucleotide messenger RNA. RefSeq lists its product as uncharacterized. The record is from RefSeq and is a predicted model, not a curated record. The transcript is spliced from 2 exons. NCBI's taxonomy places the organism in Eukaryota, Viridiplantae, Streptophyta, Magnoliopsida, Poales, Poaceae. The coding region runs from base 104 to 568 and encodes 154 amino acids.
AGGCGGCUGUCCAAAGCUCUCAAAAACCACACCGAGCUAGUGAGCUUGCUCGGCUCGGCAGUCUCGGCAACACAGCCGGAAAAAAUAUCCCCUUUUCUUAUCCAUGGAGGCAGCCGCGCUCACGAUACGCUCCACCUCCCAGCUGCGUCCCGCCGCCGCCGCCGCUCCUGCGCACGGCCACCGGCGGGGCGCCGCCGCGGCGGCCGUGCCUCGCCGCAGACGGGCGCCGUGCGGCAGGCUUCGGGCUUUGCCGCCGGAGCUCAGCGAGAUCCUCAGCCCCAAGCUGGUGCCCGGCUCGCCGUCCGACACCGGCGACGUCUCGUCGCUCAUCCCAGUCAGUGCUCUGAUGCUGCUCUUCUACUUCGUGUCCAACUGGGUGGUGCCUGAGUUGCUCAUGAAGCGGCUCCAGCCCAAGGCCGAGGACCAAGAGGCAUCAGCAGCGGCAUCCAUGUCGUUCUCCGGGGACGCUACCGACGGCCAAACGGACGGCGACGCCUCCCGCCCUAAGAUCCGGCUGAAGGUGAUGAAGAAGAAGAAGAAGAACAGAAAAGCGCCCGUGGAGGUCUAGCACGCAUACACAUUGUACAUGCAUGGAGGCUUCCCUAAUGAAUACAAACUAUUGACAGACAUCAGAAUAUGUUAGCAAUCAAAAAGCCUCUGAAGAAGAAAUGCUACAGUAGUAGUGUUUAAUUUAGCGUUGUCUGAUAUAUAUGCAUAUAAGCAUAUUGUACUUUGUCUCUUCUGAAUAAAAGCAACACUAUUAUUGUUUGCGCUGUAU